UCUCCAUUCAAAUACCUCUGCUUUACUACUUCAGUCCAUGGCAAGUGUGAGAGUUUAUAUCCCUCAGCAUGGAAUUCCUCCGCUCUGUUAUUGCCGAAGAAGCUGGAAACAGCGCAGCCAUCAAAGCACUACAGUUGGAGCACACGAACAGACAGCGCCACAUCACAGCCUUGGAGGAGAGGCUAGAGGAAAUUCAUGAUCACCUUCGAACCAAGUUAAAAGCUUUAGAUGCUAUUCAGGAAAAAAAUGCUAACCUGCAACAAGAAAUUGCGUCCCUGAAAGGCACACUUGGAUACAUAAGAGGAACUGAGGCAACACACUGUCAAUUGCCCUCUACUGUACUCCACUUGGAACAGCACUCAGAACCGAAACCAUCCACCACAUCAAAGCCUUCACAGAAAGUCCUGUAUUCACAGUUCAUGAACGCCACUUCAGCAGCCAACCUGUUCCGUGAAGAACGAUCGUCCAGAGUCAUCGCAUUUCCUGCAAAAUCACUUUUAGCACUAGAUAAAAUUUUAGCUCCCAGCUGCAGUGCCAUGCUACAAAAUCAAGGCAUGGCAUGCCCCAGGUCUUCCACUCUUAAGACCGAUAUACUUGGACAAGGCCAGGAUUACAUCACCUAUCUAUUUGCAAAGAGCAGGGAACCCCCCUCCUUGCUGGACCUCCUGGAGGAAACAGAACAGAAACCCCCUCCAGCAGAAGACUCGGCGUGCAGUGCAAUUGGGAACCUUAAAAUUGCUGAACUUCAUCCAAGCGGCCGUUUUGUGAAGAUAAUUAACAAUUCUCCUGAUAUAGAAGAGGAUAUUGGAGACUAUAUACUCCUGCAGAACCUCAAUGGACACCCAAUAUCAACUUACAAAUUCCCCCCAAGGAUCAGAAUGAAAGCUAAUUCUGAGAUAAAAGUGUGGUCCGCAAGUUCUAAAAUGACUCAUAAACCUCCAAUACAUUUUCUCUGGAAAAAUCUGGAUAUGUUUAUAUUGGGCCCACAGUGUACCACCAUCCUUUGCGACCCUUCUGGGCAGGCUGUUGCUUGGUACACUCCAAUACAUCGAAACCGAAAACCAACAUUGGAAGGGGAAGAUAACCUCUUUAAUAACCUCAAGCAGCGCUCUUUGCCAAUUCACAAGCCAAGAGGCAAAUGGGAAAAUAGAACAUGUGACACUCUGCAGCCAACGGCCCCCCCAAGUCCUGCAGAGAAGGAAAAAGAACCGGAAUUCAUUAUAAGAGAAGAAAAGACACUACCUCUGUUGUACCCAGUUCAAAGUCCUUGGUGCCGAAGUCCAAGCUCUCCUACACAUCCCCAUUACUCACUGGAAAGAUAUUUGUUCACGGGCAGUGAUUGGAGCAGCACAUGCAGACAAACUAGAUCUCAGUCAGCAUACCUUGGUCCAGACCCUGAUGUUCCAUGUACAGGACUUAGUCAAGGCAUGAAACUGGCAAGAGAAAAUUGUAAAGGGGAAGGAAGAAGGUCAACUCGAUCAGCAGGCCCUAAUUUGGGUGGUGUGAUGUCUAUCGGCUCUGCUACGCCCAUCAGCUCUGCUUUACAGAAGUAUUUUGCCCAUUCAUCUUACCACCUCAGGCUCCUGGCUCACGCUUCUCCAGCGCCCAUUAACUUUCUCUAGCGUCUCAGAGAGGAUCAAUGAAUACAGCAGGGUUAUUUUCAAAGCACUCUGCAGCGGAAACCAUUGUGUGAUCCAUUGCUUCAGGAAUAAGAAGGCUUGGCUCUUCAGAGGAACCCGAGACUUUGUGUUUGAUUUCUCUGUGGACUUGUGUGCAUCUGAAGGGUCGGUUUGCCAGCUCCUCUCAUUAGCAGGUUUCUCAGUCACCUUGACUGGCAAAAGCCUUGCCAACAUUGAGGACGGUGGUUCUGAAUAUCUUGGCGUCCCAUUGAUUUGCAUGAGAUCCAGCUGAUACAUGUCACAGCCACAGCACACAACUUGUGUGAACAUUAAACUAUGUCGGUAAUCUGAGCCGCAACCUUGUUCCCAGGUGUGCCGCUAAAGUCCAUUUGAGCAUUAAAAUCGGGCUUAUUGAACCUCCUGAGGGCAUUACACAUGGAUGGUGGGCUACGUGGAGCUUGGUAAUUGAGAAAGGGGGCGCAAAUAUACAUUAUUCCAUUUCACGGGCUGGAGCCAGAGAAUCGUUUUUUUAAGACCAUUCAAAGUGGUAUAAUAAAGUCAUCUGUUACUCAUGAUCUCUUCUGACAUCUCUGGUCCAAUAAGUCUUGCAAGUUUUAGUAGGUGUUUCAGAAAACCUGCAAAAUCCAAUGGACCAGAGACAAAAGCAGGAUGGAAUGAAUCAGUACUAACUCCACCAAUCAUGUCGUAGCUCCCGCAGCUUUUCUUAAAAAUAAAACUUACCAUGUAUCAAACUAGAUCAUGUAUCAAACUAUAAUUAGGAAAGCAGGUCAAGCAUCUACAUGCAACAAAGGACCAGGAUUGCCUCACCCUGACAUAGCGCUGGUGAGGGAAAGGCAAAGAGACGGGCCUGGUGUCCAUUUCACUGGUCCAAAGCAGGCUGUAAUUAAGGCCG
Molecule: messenger RNA, 2532 nt
Organism: Eublepharis macularius
Lineage: Eukaryota; Metazoa; Chordata; Lepidosauria; Squamata; Eublepharidae
Gene: LMNTD1
Product: lamin tail domain containing 1
Exons: 11
Coding region: 69-1622 (517 amino acids)
Cellular component (GO): cytoplasm; nuclear envelope
Source: RefSeq, a predicted model, not a curated record